Triticum dicoccoides is the source of this 1533-nucleotide messenger RNA. RefSeq names its product actin-related protein 2/3 complex subunit 2B-like. Gene Ontology annotation, molecular function: structural constituent of cytoskeleton; actin filament binding. Gene Ontology annotation, cellular component: actin cytoskeleton; Arp2/3 protein complex. Bases 126 to 1208 code for a protein of 360 amino acids. The record is from RefSeq and is a predicted model, not a curated record. The transcript has 9 exons. Gene Ontology annotation, biological process: Arp2/3 complex-mediated actin nucleation; actin filament polymerization. NCBI's taxonomy places the organism in Eukaryota, Viridiplantae, Streptophyta, Magnoliopsida, Poales, Poaceae.
GUCCUUUAAUUGUUGGUGUGGUGUUGCCUCAUGCCAAAACAACUCCUGAACCUCUUCGUUUUCCCACCAUCAUCACCAGGGCCAUUAUAAAGGGACGGCGCCCGUGGAUCCCCGGCAGCAAAGCCAUGGCGUUCUUCAACGGCGGGUCGCGGGCGCUCGUCGAAAUCCUGACGAGGUUCCAGAGCUCUGAGAGGCCAAUGCCGGUGGACCACACCUUCUUCGAGUUGGGAUCAGUGCGAUACCAUGUACAGGCCUCGGCGUCGGACCCCGAGAACGUGUACCUGUCGAUAUCGACGCCGUCCCUCUUCCACGAGGCGUCGACGUCGACCUGCCUGCCGGAGUUCACGCUGCAGGAGGUGAGGAAGAUGUACCACAAGUUCGCGGAGAUCGUGGAGCCGGCCAGAGAGGGGUACGCACUGACGCUGAAGCUCAACUUCUCCGGCCUCACCAGGCCGAAGGAUCGCGCCAGGGCUGUCCGGCAGGUGUCGCUGCUGCAGUCCAUCGUCCUCGGGUCGCAGCUGAAGCACCUGCUGGGGAGCCUCGGCUCCUCCGGUGCCACCAAGCUCGUGUACAACCACCGCGACCCCUUCUUCGUCAGCAGAACGCCGGGGAAGAUCAACGCCAUUUUCCCCAUGCGUUUCCGGGACGACACGGACGUAGCCGUCGCCACCUCCUUCUUCCAGGAGCUGCAGGACGCAGGGAGCUCGUACGCGAAGGCGCCCAAGUGCAGCUGGUCGGCCAUCCCACCACCGGAGCUGCGGGGGGAGUCCGUGCAGCACCUCACCACCAACGGCGGCUUCGUCUCCUUCGACAUCUUCGAGCGGCACGUGAAGCGGAAGAGGGCCGCCAAAACGGCGUGGAUCCUGCUCAACUUCCAGGCCUACGUCAAGUACCACAUCAAGUGCACCCGAAACUACAUUCAGAGCAGGAUGAGAAAGCGGCAGGAGAGCUUGGCAGAGGUAAUCCAAAAUGCGAGGCUAAGGGGUGGCCAGGAUAAGAAGAAACUACAAGUGAGGAAGAAGAGCAAGAGAAGGCUGUUCAGCCUUGGCAAGGCCAAGAAACUGCAGAAGGGUUUUAGGUCCGUCAUUGACGGGCUCCGACGGCUCCGGCUGAGGAUCAGAGUGAAGGCUCUGGACCGGUUCAGGCGGUGCUUUGUCAUGCCCAAGCUCGCUACGAAGAAGCAUGAUUACCUCAGACUAGGAGCAUGAACAAGGAUCCCAUUCUGAUGUCAGGACACGCCCUCAAGCAUAGACAUUCAGAAUAUGAGUUUCAGGCUAGCUUUCUUCAGGACAAAGAGCUUUUGCAGGUUGUUUUCGUGCAUGUGCAACCUGGCAAUUUGGCAUUAUCAAGUACAGUGGUACUACAUACUACAUGCUAAAAGCUAGACAGCAUCGCCGUACAUGAUAAUGAUGUAACUUACUGACCAGAGGAAGGACACUUAGAUAAUUUCAAGGAUCGAUGUCGUGCAAGGGAUUCAUGGUGUUUUCAUGUAGUACCUAUUAAUAAAACAGAAAUGGCCAAAUCAAUUUUCUC